Paracoccidioides lutzii Pb01 is the source of this 831-nucleotide messenger RNA. RefSeq names its product cytidine and deoxycytidylate deaminase zinc-binding domain-containing protein. The transcript has a single exon. Gene Ontology annotation, molecular function: catalytic activity. The coding region runs from base 1 to 831 and encodes 276 amino acids. The record is from RefSeq and is a predicted model, not a curated record.
AUGGCCACCACCAGCGUUCCCCCCUCUAUCACCCCCAUCCCCUCCCACCUCAACAACCAGCAAACGCACCUCUACUACCUCCGUGCAUGCCUCUCCCUCUCCCAACAAUCCCCCCCAAAACCCACAAACUUCCGCGUCGGCGCAAUCCUCCUCUCCCGAAUGCCCACCACAAUCCCCACUAAUCCUCCCAACCAACUGCAAUCCCACACCCCACCAACCACAUACACAGACACUAUCCUCUCAACAGGCUACACCCUCGAGCUAUCCGGAAACACCCACGCCGAGCAAUGCGCAUUAGCAAAAUACGCCGCUCGCCAUGGUGUUAGCGAGGAGCACGUGGGUGACGUUUUACCCCCUCCACCUACGUCCGCAUCAUCGCAAUUCCAAACCACAGACCCCCCGCGCCCGCAGAGCAUAAUACUCUAUGUCACCAUGGAACCAUGCGGCAAGCGGUUAUCGGGGAAUAAUCCCUGCGCGGCACGGAUUAUCCAGACGCGGACGCCCUCGCGGCAGAAUACAGGGCCUAGUGCGGGCGGCACUAGACGUGGUAUUGACAAGGUGUACUUUGGCGUUAAGGAACCUGGGACGUUUGUGGGUGGUUCGGUUGGGUGUAGGAUGUUGACGGAAGCCGGGGUGGAGUGGGAGGUUGUUGGGGGGUUGGAGAAGGAGAUUUUGAAGGUGGCGAUGGAGGGGCAUGAGGAACGGAAGGGAAAGGGUGGUGGGGAUGAGGUGCGAGGGACGAAUAUUGAUGAUAUUUCCGAGGAGGAGAGGAGGAGGCAGGAUGCUAUGCCGCGGAAUCCGUUGAAGAGGAUGAUGGAGGCGGAUAUUUAG